Pelobates fuscus (common spadefoot toad) is the source of this 1814-nucleotide messenger RNA. It is a transcript of the gene PTGIR, whose product is annotated as prostaglandin I2 receptor. Gene Ontology annotation, molecular function: prostacyclin receptor activity. NCBI's taxonomy places the organism in Eukaryota, Metazoa, Chordata, Amphibia, Anura, Pelobatidae. Gene Ontology annotation, biological process: inflammatory response; positive regulation of cytosolic calcium ion concentration; adenylate cyclase-activating G protein-coupled receptor signaling pathway. Gene Ontology annotation, cellular component: plasma membrane. The record is from RefSeq and is a predicted model, not a curated record. The transcript is spliced from 2 exons. The coding region runs from base 261 to 1301 and encodes 346 amino acids.
AAAUGGGAAAUAAGGAAGGAAACAAAACAAAAUUAAAGCAGAAACGGUAGAAAAGAGGAAGAGAUCCUGAGAUACUGAAGAAGAAAUUUUAAAAGUACAUUAAGUGGGAGGAGAGUUUGAAGAUAAAGUAGAGAGUGAGAGAGCGAGAGGGAGGGAGAAGCAGAGGGUGUGCACAGAAGAAGGGGUGACGAAGACAGCAGGACAGAUGCUGCUACCAUCUCUGGUCCUAUGGUGACAUCCUGUCACCUCUCUACCCCAUCAUGUCCCUUAACUGUGAGAAUGCCACGCGUGUCCAUGAGAAUGGUAAUCCAGCAACCAGUACCUUUAUGUUUGCAGCUGGCGUGGUGGGCAACCUUCUGGCGCUUGGUGUCUUAGGAGUGCAUCGGAGAGAACGACGAGCCCGUGCCUCCCCCUUUUGUAUCCUGGUUACCGGACUGGCAGUGACCGACCUUCUGGGCACCUGUAUCUUGAGUCCCGUGGUUUUUGUGUCUUACGCCCAACAAGCGUCUCUAAUAGCUCUUGGGUCCAACGCGCUGUGCCACUUCUUCGCGUUCGCCAUGACGUUCUUCAAUCUGGCCUCCAUGAUGAUCCUGUUUUUCAUGGCACUUGAACGAUGCUUAGCAAUCAGCUUCCCAUAUGUGUACGCCCAGCAUGGCGGAGGACAGAAUCUAGCACGUGCUGCCCUGCCCUCCACCUAUAUACUGGUUACCCUACUAUGUGCAUUACCCUUGGUAGGAAUUGGAGAACACAAGCAGUACUGUCCCGGAACAUGGUGCUUUAUCAGGAUGGCAGUGCCCGGCGGCGGGAAUAGGGGGGCCUUGGCAUUUUCCCUGCUCUAUGCCAGCUUAACGGGACUGCUAAUCCUUGUCAUACUGAUUUUUAAUAUCUCUGUGACGGCUAGCCUAUGCCGCAUGAGGAAGGGCCAGAGGGCUCGGAGAGCGUCACUGCGAAGGGGGGGUGCUCGAGGUUGGCUUCUUGGAGCAGGAGAAGAGGAACUGGAGCAUCUUAUCCUACUGACUCUGAUGACCGUCAUCUUCAUGGUGUGCUCCGUACCCAUGACGCUUCGUGCUUUCCUUGGCGCAGUCUACAAGGACGAGAAUGAAUCUGAAGAUUUGUUAGCAUUCCGAUUCAGUGCGUUUAACCCCAUCCUGGACCCGUGGAUCUUCAUCAUUUUUCGUGGAUCUGUGUUUAGGAAGCUGCAUUCUCUGAUCUGCAGAACUUGGGGUCCCAACACCAAACCCCCCUCCAUUAUCAGCUCUCAGGAAGCCUCCUCCCCAACAAGGACCACUAUAGUGCCUUGAGAGGCACCACAGUCACAGUUCAUGAAAGGAGACAGACUGCAAUGGGACCCGAAAAAUAUGGAGAGCGACGAGCGAGCAGCCAUAUUGUAAACAAGAUACGACAUUUGAAAAACUUCUUCUUGGACAGGAGAAGAGAUAAACAGUAUUUACUGGGAAAAUACAGGUAGCAUUGAAGUUGAAGAGAGUUUUUUUUUAAUUUUUAAAAAUUCUCUGUUGCUUUAAAAGAGACAGUUCGAAUGCUUCAAGUGGUACCUGAAAAUGUAUUUCCAUAACUAAGUUUAAAACAACAAUGUGUAUAGAUUAAUGUUAUUAAUCUAACUAGGCUGUGGCAAAUUUAGCUAGAAUUACUACUAGAAGAGCUGUCCUUGUUUUAUUGAGGAGGCGGCCAUUUUGCAUCACAAUUUAAAAACCUCAUUAACAUUUACUGAUACAUUAUUGCAAGACUGCAGAGAUCAUGUGAUGUCAGCAGCCAAUCAGAGUCUGUGAACUGCAGAAUACAUUUCCGGCUUUUCA